AUUAAUGAAGGGAAAUGCAUGGAAUCUUGAUCUUGUACUCUUGCUUCUGAGGUCAUAGAUGGUGUUUCGUGGCCUCUUUCUAUACAGUUAGACGAGUCCACCUUAUUGGAAACACGAGCUAUCAUGCAGACUCUAUUAGCAAAGGUCAAAAUGGUGUAUCUUGAACAGGCCCGUCUCAGUUAUUUAAGUAGCCGUGAACUAGUAGAUUAGGUGUUAUAGUUCUUGAUGUUACUUGAUAAGUGAGAACUUAGAGUACUCUUCAAUGGAGAAAGACUCUGAGGUAUGCGUGCUGGUAGUUCCUUUUCUGGCGCAAGGUCAUUUAGGUCAACUCCUUCACCUCUCCCGUCUCAUUUCCUCUCAUAACAUACCAGUGCACUAUGUAAGUACCACCACUCACAUCCGUCAAGCCAGAAGCCGCCACCAGGGCUGGGACCUCCAGACUUCUGAAAACAUUCACAUUCAUGAAUUCCCCAUCCAGCCUUUUCACUCUCCACCUCCUGAUCCCAAAGCGUCCAAUAAAUUUCCCUUCCAUCUUCAACCAGCAUUUGACGCCUCUGUUCAUCUUCGCGAGCCUGUUUGCAGACUCAUUACGUCUCUCUCUGCAAGUGCUCGAAGACUAAUCAUCAUUCAUGAUGAACUAAUGGCUUAUUCUGUUCAAGAUUUUAUUUCCUUGGCCAAUGCUGAGACCUACACUUUUUAUAGUACUUCAGCUUUUUUUUAUUAUUCUUAUUUCUGGGAUCUCAGCGGAAGGUCUAAUGUAACUGAUGACCACAUUCUCCGACAGUUACCUUGUAUGGAAAGUUGUAUUAGUUCAGAGUUGUUUGCUUUAGCAGAAAAACAACAAGUGCACCUCAAGAAGUGCUCUGGUCACCUCCACAACACUUCUAGAUUAGUCGAAGGUCAUUACCUCGAUUUGCUCCAGAAAUUGCAGAAUGACAAGAAACAAUGGGCUAUUGGGCCAUUUAACCCUGUUGAAAUUUGCAAAAAUUCAGAUGAAAAAAGACACAAAUGCUUAGAGUGGCUAGACAAUCAAGCUUCAAAUUCAGUACUAUUUGUGUCUUUCGGCACAACAACCUCCCUGAGUGAUGAACAAGUCCACGCCCUCGCAGUUGGCCUGGAAAACAGCUCCCACAAGUUUAUAUGGGUAUUGAGAGAGGCAGACAGGGGAGACAUUUUCACAGGAGAAGUCAGGAAAGCUGAAUUGCCAGAGGGAUAUGAAGACCGAAUAACCAAAGCUGAUCAGGGGGUUAUAGUGAGAGACUGGGCACCUCAGUUGGAGAUUUUGGCCCAUGCUUCCACUGGAGGAUUUAUGAGCCACUGCGGAUGGAACUCAUGCUUGGAAAGCAUUACAAUGGGAGUGCCCAUGGCUACGUGGCCAAUGCAUUCCGACCAGCCAAGAAAUGCAGUGCUAAUCACCAAGGUACUUCAAGUAGGUACCAUGGUCAAGGACUGGGCUCAAGGGAAUGAAUUAGUGGAAUCUUUGGUAAUUGAAACUGCUGUAAAAAAGUUGAUGGCAUCCAGCGAAGGGGAUGAAAUGAGGAAGAGAGCUGCAGAGUUCAGUGAAGGGAUCAAGAAAUCUGUGACUGAAGGCGGAGUUCGUUGCAUUGAGUUAGAUUCGUUUAUAGCUCACAUAACCAGAUGAUUAUAAUUCAUAGCGCAAGUGUAUACUCAUCUCAAAACACGAUGCAGCAGGGUAAUGCUAUAAUCAUUAGUUCUUAAUUUCAAAAAUGUCGAAAAUAUAUGGAUCCAAGAUUUGAGAUCCUCUGUUAUUACAUAGGAAUAUGAGUGGUAGACAUUUAGGCUGUGCUAACAUGCAUUUUGUGUUUUCAUACAAAAUGUGUGUGGGUUGUUAUAUUUGAUGUGGAGAACAAAAGAAAGAAUCUUUAUAAUAAUUAAUAACUGCUUCAUAGUUCGUAUUUGUAACUUACUCUGUUCAUAGUUAGUCACUUCUAGCGUGUAGAUAUUGGAUAGAACUAAUGAUUGUUAAUUUUCUAUG
Daucus carota subsp. sativus is the source of this 1996-nucleotide messenger RNA. Its product is annotated as zeatin O-glucosyltransferase. The record is from RefSeq and is a predicted model, not a curated record. Bases 263 to 1642 code for a protein of 459 amino acids. Gene Ontology annotation, molecular function: UDP-glycosyltransferase activity. The transcript has a single exon. Lineage: Eukaryota; Viridiplantae; Streptophyta; Magnoliopsida; Apiales; Apiaceae.